CGUUGAGCGUGUAACGCGUUCAAACAGUACCCUACCAACUCUCAGUUUCGGUUCUCAGAUUGUCCUGAUCUUACGCUCGCGUCAUUGCUAAUUGUUGUCAACCGCUUUCAUUAAUAGAUAUAUCUUUGAACGUUCCCCCAGUACACAACGUACCACCACAUAUUAGCAUCUCAUUAAAGGAUUUACUCCUACGACAAUUCCAGCCGUUUAGUCGAGUUGCACAUUGCAAACCACAGGAUGGAAGAAACUGAACAUGUUGCCCGGCGGCUUGACCGCAUGCUAAAAAACAAAAAAAUAGAUGAUGAGUCUGCGCUGAAAUACCUUAGGAGAUUGCGAAGCAUCGAGAUGACUCUGGAAAUCUUAACGAAAACCGGUGUAGGUAUAAUUAUCAACAAGAUAAGAAAGGAGUCAGAAGAUCCGGAGGUUGCUACAUUGGGGAAAAACAUGAUAAAGCAGUGGAAAAAGCUGGUCCCAGACAAAAGUGAAGCUCCUGCUUCUUGCACUAAUAGUGUUGGCAAUAACAAUAAUGACAAUGGCAACAAUAAUGACAACAAACAUUCACCUGAGUCAAAUAACUACAAUGUCUGUGACGAUGGAGGACCACAAGAAGCCAAACGGUCUCGGCCAAGUGAAAAUAAGGAAUCUACAGAACUGUCGGGAAAUGCAAGUCGUGGCUUUUUUCCUGUCCACACUUUGACUACAACAGAUCAAGUACGUUUAAAAGCCCGAGAGAUGCUUCAAUCAGCACUAGAAAGUGGCAGUAAGUGACAGUAGCAGACCUACACUGAUUUCAUUUCUUAGAUAUUCCUAGCGGUGCUUAUGAAAGUGAGUUCCUAGCAAUACGAAUAGAAAGCUCCAUAUAUGAUCUUUUCAACAAUACUGAUCCCAAGUACAAACAACGAGUACGUACUAGAGUUAUGAAUCUACGCGAUUCUAAUAAUCCCAAUUUGCGACUUAAUGUCCUAAUGGGACACGUGAGUCCGGACAAACUAGCAUCGAUGACAUCAGAAGUAAGUUUUCAUUAUUUUGUUGAAAAUCCAUGUAUAUUUUUUCUCAGUAAUCUACCAUUUUGAAACUACCUUUACAGAUCAGCUGAUAUCUUACCGAACUUGAUUCUGUCAUCGAUUAAUACUCCUAUUUUAAUAGUAGUGUGAAUUAAUCAGUUUAUAACGUCUGGCUUUGCUCACAUUAAGCGUGAGUUGUCCUAAACUCUUUCAUUUGUAUAGUUUCCUCAAUCUAUUCACAGAGUGUUUGAACUUGAGUGACCCACCUAACUCAUUUAGCUGACCGAUCUUUUAUACAAAUAGUUCAGUGAUUAGUAAUUUGGAAGCAGUAGCAUCGUAGAGCUUGAUAUGUAUGUAGAUCAGUUCAAGUUACCAUACCUCAUUAGCACAGAGAUGACAUUGUCAGACCAAAUCCAAGAGUGUCAGAGGUAGUGACAGUACCAGUGGUAAUGGAAAGGAUUAAACAUCGAAGAUAAGAUUCAAGAAAAUAUAAGUUAGUGGAAUAAAAACAAAAUUAUAUGGAAUUCAAAGAUAAUCUUAGGUGCUAUUGGAGGUAUGAGGACGAUUGUUACUUCGCGGCUACCCACACCAUGUAACAAUGUUUUGCUGACUUACUAGCGAAUAACCACUUGGUCUCUGUCAAAAAGUUCAUCGAAAUGUCGGAAAACCAUCCGUUUUCUGUAUCAUUUAUUUAGUAACCUCAAUUUUUAUUAUCCUAAUUAUUUGAAUGCUUAUCAACCCACUUUGCAAGUUUGAAGCCUACUUUGCUUGAGUGUUGGUAAUUGUCUUCUAAUCAACAUGUACUUAGCUAGUUAGUUGCCUAUUUAAAGUUUGUUGGUUAGCGUUAUAUCAACGAUAUCUCACUCAAUAUCAAUCUAUUCAAUAUUCGUCAUAGAAGUACCAAUUUAAAAAGCAUUGUAUGAUUUUGGUCAAUUUUGGGAUUCUUCGGAUAGCUAUGGAAGCAAACUUGCUACAUUUUUGAUCUAUCUGUAUUCAGUUGUAAGACGUGGUUUCUCGUAUGUAAAUCAAACUUAAACCUUUUACAACCAUGCCAACACUACCACAGUAUUAGUGUUAUCUAAGACUACCACUGACCAUUAUGAGUUGCACUUUAAAGGGUUGAUCGGAUCAAUCAAAUAACCAUCUAGGUACACUUAAAAGUAGGUUAUUACGUACUGUCACUUCACUGGAGGCGUUUUUACAGUUUCCAACAUACGUAACAUACUCUUCCGGGGCAACAUCCAGCGGUUGUAAUGGAAGAGGUUGUACAAGUUUCUUGUGCACAUAUAUUUCUUGUUUUUCCAAAUAUGUAGCAAAUGCCUCGGCAACGCUAAGAAAACAGAAGCUCACUGUCCUUGACAGUUUUCUACUCACUUUAUAAAUGACUGGAUACUGAGUCCUCUUUGGUGAGACGACUUACUUCCACAUGGUGUUUGAUUAAAGAGCUUCCUAUUGAGUCAUUGUCGCCUCUUUUUAGCCAAGCUGGUUAAUGUUCUUGAAGUCUUUUGGAUGAAGUACACAUCGAACGACAUAUAUACCUGGCUCCACAGGAAUAUGUUAUUUGAUGAACUCACAUGGGAUUGGUCAAAUGAGUUAAUUCAUCUUUGAGGUUAUUACUAAACAUUGGCCGACUGGAGGACACUUAUUGCAAGGUUGCUGCGAAGAACAAUCUAUUGAAAGUCAGCAAUUAUGCUCUUCAGGAUAUCUUUAUUUAUUUUGCCUCACUAUUAUUGCCAUUGUUAUUAUUUUGAAAAAUAUGUAUAGAUUUGUGAUUAUACAGCUUUGAAAAUGAAUUCGCCGAAGAGACCUCUUCGCCAAACCAAUCUUCCUUAGUUAAUAUGACAAGCUAUUAGGUUAGACUAAAUGAAUACCUAUGAUUUCCAAAUACGUUAUGUAAUUCCUUUUCAAAAUAAUCCAGUAAUUCAUUAUCCGAAUAUUAUAGUGCACCCAGUUUAUCAUUCAUUCACAAGUAUUUGAGGUCAUAAAAAUAUUUGCAUGCAUAAAUCCUCUACAAAUUAUUAAAGUGGCACAAUUUUUCAAGUCCGUUUUUUAGAAGUAUUGCUCUUGUUAUCGAAUGGUUUAACGUUUUAGUGACAUAUAAGGUUGAUCGAUUGAAGUGAACUAAUACGUUGUGACCAAUUAAUUGACAACUAAUCACGAGAUACAACCUCCUGACUUGUUACAACAGCCUAAUUAUCCGUGCUAUCUCUACUGAGUCAGUUGGUGGUCAUCAGUAUUCAGUCUAUUCGGGUUUCUUUGUAAUGCUCAUUAUUGAUCAUACAACUAAUUAUUUUCAGGACCAUGUAUACACAAAAUCCACUUUAGUUUCCCGAAUCUAUUCAUUAAAAGCAUAUAAUGAUACCAUAUGUGAAAGUUAGAUCUGUGUUGUUUACGAAAGCUGCAUGCACCAAUUCAGAAUGAUUAAAGGAAUAGCAACAGAAGUACUAGUAUUAGUCACUUAAAUACAAUAGGACCUUGUGCUGUUUCCUAACGGGGCUUGCUUCAAUAAUGUUUUUGAUUGACUGUUACAGACCAUCUAUCGAUCAACAUGUUAUCCACUAUUCUUAACCGGAAUAUGACUAAAGCUAAUUCGAACCCCCCCCCCAUGUUACAAUUUAAUUUUAGUAGGAUACGUAACUAUUUUCUUAAGUUCCUUAUUUAUUGAUUUGAUUGUGUAGGAGAUGGCUAGUAAAGAAAUGAAAGAACUUCGUGAGAAAUAUACUAAAGAAACUAUAGAAGACCAUCAAAUGGCUGUAACUGGUGGAACGGAAACUGAUUUAUUACGAUGUGGAAAGUGUAAGCAGACCAAGUGUACAUAUAACCAGGUUAGUUGCCUUUAAUUAUCCUCAAAUAAAAUCUGGAAAUAAAAGUCAUCAUUGAUGACGGUAGGUGAUGAUCUUACUGUAUCACAAAUUAACUGAAAUUGUAAGUGCAAACCAUUAGGUCCAAAGUGAGUGACUUAUAAGUUGCAAACUUGCUGCGUGGCCCUAAAUUUCUGGACUCAAGCUCCUUCGGAGUUAUGAAUGUGCAUUGCUAAGAAAUUUCAGAACAGGUAGAUAGUGCCUUUUUCUUCUAUCGCUGAUGUCCUCCAGUAAUAAAGCUAUAUUCACGUUAAACUAAGUAACAUAUCUUACUCGACUGAAUACGAGAUUAUAUAAAAGUAUUUGUUUUUGAUCACAACUCAUAUUCUAUAAUUACUUGUUGCAUUAGAGAAAAUCUGUUCACGUAACUGUUGUACGCUGACUAACAGUUACAUGCGUUUUGCAGUAAUGCAAUCUUGUUAAUGUUUAGCUUUAGUUCAUUUCUGAUUUAGUGCUAUUUCUGUCCAUAAUUCGUUAUGCAUGAAUUCUAUAUUCUCAAUUAUCUUGUAUAUUUUGUCAUUCGUUUUUGUCUAUAUCAGGUUAUUAUAUGAAAUGUUUCCAAAUAAAACAUAUUCAUUUCCACUAAACAUUUUUAUGUGAAUGCUUUUCCAUGUUCUGUUAUUUCAAUCUAAAAAGUGAUAAUAAAUGCGAGUCGAUCGGUAGUCAGCACAUUUUGUGAUAUGAAAACUUCAGUAAAUAUGUAUCUGCUUUUCAUAGGCACUGGUAUAUUUCGCUUAUGCUAUCCUUUGCUCCCUACCUAUUUAUGCACCUCACAUUUUAAUUAAAAGUUACAACAUGCAGUGUCAUUUUAUUUACUUGAUACGGUAGGAUUCAGUCAUUUUUGUCUUCUUUCAACUUGUGUUGUAUUCUUUUAGAAACAUAUACUUCUUCUUUCCAUAGGUCCAAACUCGUAGUGCAGAUGAACCAAUGACCACUUUUGUCUAUUGUAACAAUUGCGGCCACCGUUGGAAAGUAAGUCCCACUUAAUUGCUUUGUUAUAAUUUCACAUGUCUGGACCUUACUUUAGGGGGCUUAUUUAUAUUAAUCGCAAUAAAUCUCCCUAGUUAUCUCGUGCGCUCUCAGUGAAUACUCUUUUACUUGAAGCAACUCUAAUAUACUUUUGUUGCUUAGUAAAAGCUUUUCCAAAUGAAGAUAUACUAAAUGAAAUCUUGAAUUGUAACAAGUCUCGAACUAUACAUUUUCACAACUGGGGUGUUGUUAUAACGUUCUCUAUCAUACUUAUUUUAAAGCUGUUGAGCUUAAACCCUAACUAGUGAUGUUAUUGGAUUGUGGCGCUGCUACAUGGCCAGGAAUAGUCCUGCACUGUUGAUUGUAAAGUGAAUUAACAAAUUGACCUAAUUUUCUAUAGUGGUUACGGUCUAUUUCACACUUACCAGCUCAUUAGCAUGUAGGUAGCUUGUUGGAGAUUCAAUCGAUUACUGUUGACAUUGAUUCCAAAUCUUUUCGCAAAGCCAUGCCAAAAUAGAAUUUCCGUAAUAAGCUUAAAAUCUAUGGUUAAACUACUUCUAUGUUUUUAAAUGCCAUUCGCUAAAAAAGCAUUUUUGGCGGGUUCUUCCAGAGUCCCAACUUGUGCUUAUUUCUUAUUCUUAUCAAUUUUGAACGUUGAAUGUAUCAGAUGUAAACAAAUAGUUUCUCAUUGGAGACAAUUCAAUAUAGUUGACAGGAACUAGUUUCGUGAUGUAAUGAAGUUGGAAGUAAAAGUGGAUGACAAUGUGAAUAUCAUAUAAUACCACAAAAACUAAAGCAAUUGAAUAACUUAUUUUUUGCAUAGUAAGAUUGAGUUGUAUUAACUCCUCAGUCUGUUUUUGUAUAUUAUGUCGUGAUUUAAAAAAAAUAGCUAUGUUACUGUUCAGGUUCCUGGAUCCAAACAGUUGUUUUUCCGAGGGAGCUGACUAUCUUCAAGCUUGUUGUGUAAAAGCUCAAUCCAUAAAGCAAUUAAACAACGUUGGGGAAUGCAUUUCCAUAGUAUCCGAUGACUAGGUGAACGUAGAUUAUUACUCUAUUUCCAAUCAAAAGUCAAAAUGAUGCUUAUAUGUUCACGAGUAAUAAGGAGUUUAACGCAAAACAGAAAUCUGUUGUCAUUAAGUUGGUGUUCAUUAGCAUGCGCACUCAUGAGCUGAUUUAUUUACAACCCAACAUUAAUUGAUCAUCUAAUCAUUUUUUCAACUGUCCAAACAUCGUUUUAUCUACUGUUAAUCAACUUUUGAAGAGUGGCUGCGAUAAAAUCUGAUAAGCUUUCAGUUUACAUUAAAUAUUACAUUCACAUCUGACAAUUUUACUCCCAUUUGUUGAAGGAUUAGUAUUUUAAUUAAAAAAUCCCUCUUACGAGUUUCUGGUUGGUAAUCAAUUUCAUGUUAUUGAAUCAUUAAAGUUAGUGGAAGCAUAACUAUUAAAUCUACAAUAUUGUUAUUCAUUUACAGAAACAACUAUUUUUAUCAGUUUCCAUUAAGGAAAUAGUAGUAAACGGACAUUAGUAGGAUUCAGAUUACAUAAUGGUAAUUGAGCCUGUCAUAAUGGCGGAAUUGGAAACAUUUUUCAAUCAUUCUGGUAACUAAUAAUUAAUUGGUGGGAUACGAACAACUUACUAAAUAAAUCUGAUAAAUUUACUGCAGUAACGCAGAAUUCGUCACGUCUAUCAAGGAUUCUUUAUGAAUAAUCUUUAUCUGGAUAGAAAGUUUAUGUUUAUUCCUUAAGUGCGCAUUAGUUUGACCUUGACACGAUUCAUCAAUCAAUGGAAUAGUAGUGGAAUGACCAAUCAUACAGUUAGUAAACGAUGUUGUUAUGGUUACAAUAGGAGUAUAUAAAAUGUAUUCCUCAAAGAGAUUUUCAAAAAUCAUAUUAAAAUUUACGCGUGACUGUAUCCUUCUCAUAUAAUAAAUAUUAAGUGAUUAAAUCAGGAAUAAGUAACAUUAUUUGAAAGCUUUCUAAUCUGUGAAGAAAAUACACAUAUAAUAAAAACCAUCAGAUUCAAAAAUGAUUUCAACACCAUCGUCUGCAAUUAAUCCAAAUCAUGAGGACAAGUUGAAAUUAUUAAAUGCUUGCCGUCAAGGUGAUUUAGACUAUUUAGGUAAAUUUAUUGUUGAUGGAGGAAAUCUCCGAAAUGUAAUCGAUAGUCAAACUGGACAAACUACAUUACACUAUUGUGUUAAAUUUGGAGAAGAGAAAAUUGCUAAUGAAAAAGAUGAUAAAAAGCCGAAUGGAAAUGACAUUCAGAUAUUUCAACGACAAUUGAAUAGAUUAAAAUGUACACGAGUCAUAAUUAAAUCAAAUCCGGAAUUUUUAACUUACUACGAUCAUAAUGGAUUUACUCCGAUACAUUUAGCAGUUAUUCAUGGUGAUAUAGAUUUUUUAAAAGUAUUAAAUGAAUUUAAUAAUGUAGAUAUGAAAAUUAAGACAAAAGCAAGAUCAAUAAUGUCAUCUUCAUCAUCAACAAGUCAUAGUGAUUCAAGUGAAAUAAAUAAUACUGGUCGGACAAUUAUACAUCUAUGUGUUAUUUACUCACAAUUAGAUGUUUUAAAUUAUCUUUUAACUAACAGUAAUAAUCAUAAUUCUAUAAAAGAAAUUGUAAAUGAAUAUGAUGAUCAAGGUGCCACAGCUUUACAUUAUUCUGUUCAAGUGAAUGCUGAACAAAUCGAUGAACUGUUUGAAUUAUUAAUCAAUAUCGGUGGAGCAAAUUUAAAUGCACCGGAUACACAUGGUCGUACACCAAUUAUAUGGGCAGCUACAGUUGGUUCUGCGCAUGCUGUAGAAGUAUUACUUAAAUUAGGUGCUAAUUUAAGUCAUAAAGAUUCACAUGGUUUGACUGCAUUACACUGUGCUGCAUCUAGAGGUAAUUUACAAACAGUUCAAACUAUCUUGAAUUGGAUAACAAUUGCAAACAAAGAUGGUGAGAGUAAAAUUGCCCUGCUUCGUGAUGUAAAUGAUAAUGAUGGAUGUAGUCCAUUGUUUUAUUCUGUUGCAACUGGUCAUAUUCAUGUGACUGAAUGCUUUAUUAAAGCUGGAGCCGAUGUUAUGCAUACAGAUUUUAAAGGUCGUACUGUGUGUCAUUGUUUAGCUAGAUUAAAUUCAUUGUCCAAUGGGAUUAAAUUUGACAGUCUUAUCAAAACUCAAUUGACCUGUUUAGUUGAGGCUGGUUUAAAUCCAUGGCUUGCAAAUAAAACUGGUUUAACAGCUUUACAUGAAGCAUGUUUACUAAGAAAUGUAUCUUUUAUUAAACAGUUAGCUAAUUUACCAGGUUUUAAUACGGUUGUAAAUGCAACGGAAUCUCAAGGUCAUACCCCAUUGCACUUAGUUGUAGCAGCUUCAUGGAGUACUGAACCAUCUGGUAUUAGAUUGUGUCAUUAUCUGUUAGAACAUGAAGCCGAUGUGAAUGCUGUCACUCGUCUACCGAAUGAUGAAUAUGUUACCCCAUUAAAUCUUGCUUACUUAAAUGAAACUAAUGAUGAAACAUCGAAAAAUUUACUCAUUAAUCUAAUAAAACAAUAUGGUGGUCGGACAUAUCAGGAACUAUCAAAUGAAGGAGAAGUUAGCAUUGAUAAGUUUCAAAGUAGCGGUAAUGAUAGUACCAAAAUCGAUAUUCGCACUAAUGGUAACCAUAAUGAUGUUAAUCAAGAGAAAAUGUCAGCAUCUGGUGUUUUCAAUCCAGAAAAUGAAUUAAAGCCAAUAGGUAAAACAGACAUUUCAAGUUCCAUGGUUGUUGAAACAAUAGUGGGAGAAAAACCACAGAUGAUUGAUUCAUCCACUGAACCAAUAAGCGAAUUUAUUGUGUCCCUAACAUUGAAGGAUUCAAGUGUACAAACAUGUCUGGAUAGGAGAAGGCGAAAAAAGCUGUCAACACAAUCUUUACCCUUAUUGUCUUCUGAAGAACCAAUGCAUGAAACUAUUAGCACAGCACAUAAUCGACAUGUAACGGAUAAAUCCUUGAAUGAAUCACUUAGCGUCACCUCAACUGAAAGCUCUUCAUCCAUUACUUUAAAGAAUGGAAGUGGAAGAAACAGCUCAAGUAAUCAUGAUAAUGGACAAAAUACAAAUACUUCAAUACAGCUCAUAGUCCGAGUACCAACUCCAUCAGAUUUAAAAUUACGAAAUAAUAAGUCUAGUGAAAGUAGGACUAUGGGAACUGAAAAGAAAAAUGUUCCAAUCACUUUGAUCUCAACAGUUAAAAAUAAUAUUAAUGUACAAAAUGACAAUUGCCAUCACUUUACGUCAUCUGGGGUAGAUGAUAAAACUCCGAAAAAUUCUAAACAUUUACCAUAUUCACAAAUCUACUUAGAAAAAGAACUACCUUUAGCAUUGAAACGAUAUUUGGAAAAAGAGAAUUUUAAUUAUUCACCUUUAACAGGACGUUCUCGUUUGCCCAAACCAAGUAUAUCACCCUAUCUACAACCAGUUGUACCCGGUCUACCUUUAUAUGAAGAAAAUGUUGCAAUGUCUAGAAAGAACAAUCACAAUAAACGUAUUUCCAGAAAACAGGCUCAGUCAGCUGGUGUAUAUAACAAUAAUCUAUCUUAUUCAAAUAAUCAACAGAACAAAUCGAUCUCUAAAAUGAAUACUAAGAUAAUUCAUCGCAAGCGGUUUAGUUCGUCGGCAUCCGCAUCAAAUUCUUCUACUAUGGAUGUUUCUAUUCCUGGAAGUUAUCAUACAAAUAAAAUAAUACAAAAAAAUAUAAAAUAUCCACAAGCGCGUUCACAAUCAUCAAGAAAUUUACAUGUACCCUCAAACGACAAUCAUGAAGUACAACAAAGUGUAGCAGAUUAUGAGUUUUAUCGGUUCCUUAACCAGUUAUUAAAACAAAAUUGUCCAAUAACACAAAGAAAAAAGAAAAGAGCCACAACACCAACAACAAAAACAAUGAGUUCUAAGAAUAAACAAUCAAUUGAUGCAUAUGAUGAUCGACAUUCCGCUAUGGGAGGUGAACUAACACCUAUUAAUAAUCAUAGAAGUGAACCAAAUGUAGACACUGAAACACAAGCUUUUAAUAGCAAGAAAUCAACCAGUAAACAGUUAAACAUAUAAUGAAACACAGUAGACAGUAUGAUAAAAAUUAACACCGACAGUUAACCUUGACAACAUAAAAUUCCGUCAUUUAAUCAAUAAAGAAUAGAACAUUAAGUUCGUUACGGAAAAACAAUAUGUUUCAUAACUCAGAUAUUACAUUGCACUCGAACAGAUGGAUAGAUGAAUAGAUAUUGUGUUACACGAAUGUUAUCAUUAUAUAUCUAUGUAAAACUACCUUUCUUAAUUUCAGCAAUUCACUCUUGAAUAAUGAAAUUCCUUGUACCUUUUUUGUUGUUGUUUGGAACUAACUCAUAUGAAUGACGUAAAACAUUUCGAAAUAUUUAUAUCGAUUACUUUUUUUACUUUUCUAAGUGUUUACAUUUGGAAGUUGUAUACAAAAUUCAAUUUUAAUUGGACCAUUAUUACUAUUAUCAUUAUUUAUUGAGAAACUUGGAUUGGUAUGUUAUUUUACUUAUGUUAUACUAUUGAAUGUUUAUCAUUUGAAUUUAUUACGUCUAUUAAGAAGUUAUUGUUUGUAUUAUGGUUCGAGUGAUAGUUUUUCCCUGCAUAGAACUCGAUAAUUUUUUUUUCUUCAUGUUUAUAAUCUUAUGAAUUAGUAGUUGCGUAGUUCAGUAGUAAUUGCAACUUAGUUAAGAAGAGUAAUAUUUUAUGAAUGAAUUUUUCUUUUAAAGAAAAAGUAGUUUGUUAAA
Messenger RNA from Schistosoma haematobium, 10593 nucleotides. RefSeq names its product Transcription elongation factor A protein 1. Bases 6860 to 9901 code for a protein of 1013 amino acids. Gene Ontology annotation, molecular function: nucleic acid binding; protein binding; zinc ion binding. Gene Ontology annotation, biological process: transcription elongation by RNA polymerase II; DNA-templated transcription. The transcript is spliced from 7 exons. NCBI's taxonomy places the organism in Eukaryota, Metazoa, Platyhelminthes, Trematoda, Strigeidida, Schistosomatidae. Gene Ontology annotation, cellular component: nucleus. The record is from RefSeq and is a predicted model, not a curated record.